CACCUGCAAAAAGUGGGUCAGGACAAUCCAAUAUAGUUCAAAAAGCAAAUUCCAAUAGACGCAAGAAAUGUUUGGGAUCAUCCUUGACCUUCAAACUGGAAGCGUCAGAAUUCCGUCGGCAGUCUCUUUUCGACAGCCGUUGAAAUGGACGCAAAAAAUAAACUUCUAUUGACUGCUCUAAUUUUGUUAAACUCUCGAGUUAAAGGUUAUCCUUAUGGAGCACCUACGGAUCUUUGUGAUACAAUUAGUCCUAUGAGAACUCAAAGUUUGCCUCUUCAAAUGAACGAUGCCCCAUACGUGCUCCUGCAAACAGCGAUCUCCUACAAACCAGGACAAGUCAUAAAUGUGAGCAUACAACGAGUGGAUCCGGAUUCUACAUUCGAAGGUUUCAUGGUCCAAGCGAUUGAUAAAAUAUCUGGAAGAUUUGUUGGAAGGUUUUUGGAUGCCGAAGGUCUUCAUCUCCUUGACGAAUGUUCUGCUGUAAUGCAGAAUGACAGCAAAUCAAAAGCAAAUGUCCAGCUGGCCUGGGUGGCACCAUUAAAUCAACGUGGUGAUGUAAUAUUUCGUGGCACCGUUAUUGAAAAGAAAACGAAGUAUUACGAUGGUCUAAUAUCUCGACUGGAAUCUCCGAGAUAAUAAAAUGUUUGUUCUGUG
Molecule: messenger RNA, 654 nt
Organism: Argiope bruennichi
Lineage: Eukaryota; Metazoa; Arthropoda; Arachnida; Araneae; Araneidae
Product: putative defense protein 3
Exons: 3
Coding region: 145-636 (163 amino acids)
Molecular function (GO): oxidoreductase activity, acting on metal ions
Source: RefSeq, a predicted model, not a curated record